GGACGCAUCCCUUCGUACGCGGGUUUAGUGCGAAACCACACAAACCAAUGGAUCGUUGGCGGCAAAGAUGCUGAACCCGGGGCUAACCCACACCAGUGCUCAUUGAGACGAUCGUCCCAUUCGUGCGGCGCAUCCAUUAUUAGCGACCAGUGGGUCAUAACUGCCGCUCAUUGUAUUGAUGGAGCACAACCAACACAGUUGUCGUUACGCUGUGGCACCGACUUUCACGCCACCCCUGGCAUCGACUACACAAUCGCACAACUUAUACCACACCCCACAUACGACAGCUGGACACUAGACUAUGAUCUGGGUCUAAUUCGCAUUGCGGGCACAUUUAGUUUGGGCUCAAACAAUAUCAACAAAAUAGCGUUGCCAGAUCAAAAUGAAGAGUUGCCUGCCGCUGAUUUGGUCACAGUUACCGGUUGGGGAACGCUCACAGAGGGCGGAGCGUUGCCAGCCGUGUUGCAGACCGUCGACGUCCCGAUUGUGGCCAACGAUCUCUGUUCCCAGAAAUAUGACGGCUUUAAUGAUAUAACUGAGCGUAUGUUUUGUGCCGGUAUUGAUGCCGGCGGUCAGGACUCGUGUCAG
Messenger RNA from Medioppia subpectinata, 588 nucleotides. The record is from the annotation of a GenBank genome assembly. NCBI's taxonomy places the organism in Eukaryota, Metazoa, Arthropoda, Arachnida, Sarcoptiformes, Oppiidae.